AGUUCUGACACAAUGAGGCGAAUCCCACCUGGAAUUUUGCUCAUAAGAAGAAUUAGAGGUAGGGAUUGGACCCUUGCUACCUAUAGAUAUGUGGUUUUGUUGGUUACAUUCAUUGCAUAUGCUUGCUAUCAUGCUUCUCGAAAACCCACUAGCAUAGUUAAGAGCGUGUUGUGUCCUUACCCCAAUAGGCCCCCCGGGCGGUACCCUUGGCCGAUUGGCAAUGUGUUUAUGAAGGAGAACUUUAUGGAUAAUGACAAAACUACAUCGAGAAAAAUGGGUUGGCCUCCAUUUAAUGGACCAGAUGGGACGUCGAAAUUAGGGGAGAUUGAUGUUGCAUUUCUAGCAUGUUACUCUUUGGGAAUGUAUGUUGCCGGGCAUUUGGGAGAUACUUUGGACCUCCGGCUGUUUUUAACAACUGGGAUGAUUGGGAGUGGAAUUUUUAUUGGGUUAUUUGGGAUGGGAUAUUUUUGGAAUGUGCAUGUCUUUUGGUUUUUCCUUGUAAUGCAAAUGGUUGCCGGAUUGUUUCAGGCAACAGGUUGGCCUUCGGUUGUUGCUGUUAUUGGUGGUUGGUUUGGGAAGCGAAAGAGGGGUUUGAUAAUGGGUAUUUGGAAUGCCCAUACUUCUGUUGGGAAUAUUAGUGGGUCUCUUCUUGCUGCUGCCGUCUUGGAAUAUGGGUGGGGCUGGUCUUUUAUAGUUCCAGGUGCAUUUAUUGUAAUGGGAGGGUUAAUGGUUUACUUGUUCUUGCCUGCUUACCCUGAGGAUGUUGGAUUUACCAGCCCACGUGGUUCAGCUUCGAAUUUAGAGGUAGUUCCUAAUGACCAAGAAGCUCGUAUAAGAAAAGAAGAUGUGGAGGCAGGGGAAAUUAAUGUUGUGUCCGAGCAUGGGUCAGUGAAUAGGAGAAGCGUCGGGCUACUUGAAGCUUGUUUGAUACCAGGAGUGAUACCAUUUGCAUUGUGCCUUUUCUUCGCGAAGCUUGUGGCCUACACGUUUCUGUACUGGUUACCAUUUUAUCUAAGUCAUACAGAAAUUGGUGGAGAGUAUGUUUCUGUGAAAUCUGCUGGAAAUCUCUCUACCUUGUUUGAUGUAGGGGGUAUUGUUGGUGGAAUCCUUGCUGGCUAUGUAUCCGAUAAACUUAAUGCAUGGGCUACUACAGCUGCCUGCUUCAUGUAUGCUGCAAUUCCUUCAAUGCUAUUAUAUCGCACAUAUGGAUAUAUCUCACAGACCGUCAACAUUGUACUUAUGAUGAUUGCUGGCUUGUUUAUAAAUGGGCCCUAUGCACUCAUUACUACUGCAGUUUCCGCAGACCUAGGCACACACAGUUCUCUUAGAGGGGAUUCUCGAGCGCUGGCAACAGUGACUGCCAUAAUUGAUGGUACUGGAUCAGUUGGUGCGGCUCUUGGCCCUCUUCUUACUGGUUUUAUAUCCACAAAGGGAUGGGAUGCAGUUUUUGUGAUGCUGAUGAUUGGUGCUCUUGUUGUCGGGCUUCUUUUGUCACGUUUGAUCAUAGCUGAAAUUGCUGAGAAAACUUGCAAACCAAUGCCUCAAUCCAGCAACCAGCGAAGUCUUGGAGAUUUUGUUUACAAAGUUAUCAAACUUGGCAAUAUUGAAGUGCUUCUUGCCAAGCUCUAUUGA
This is a messenger RNA of Alnus glutinosa, 1632 nucleotides long. Its product is annotated as putative glycerol-3-phosphate transporter 4. Lineage: Eukaryota; Viridiplantae; Streptophyta; Magnoliopsida; Fagales; Betulaceae. The coding region runs from base 13 to 1632 and encodes 539 amino acids. The transcript is spliced from 3 exons. The record is from RefSeq and is a predicted model, not a curated record. Gene Ontology annotation, molecular function: transmembrane transporter activity. Gene Ontology annotation, biological process: phosphate ion homeostasis; transmembrane transport. Gene Ontology annotation, cellular component: membrane.